ACGCCCUCAACACCAUGGUGGUAAGUUUGAAACGUCGAUGUAGUAAUUAUGAAGCAUUGUAUCAAUGCAAAUGUGUACCGCUAAUGGGUUGUUAUGUCAUCCAUUUUGCAGGUUUGCGACUCGGACAUGAAAAUCCUGUCCAUUGACCCGCGUUUCGCGGGCUCAUGCCACGACGGGCACGUGUGGCGGAAUUCUGGGCUCCGCAGACGCUUCAUGUCCGGUCGCAUUGUUGUGCGGGACGGAGAGUUCCUGCUCGGCGACAGUGCUUACCCCCUUGAGCCGUGGCUUCUAACGCCGGUUCCUGGGCACCCGGAUGAGGACACACCCGAGGGUGUGUACAACAAGGAGCACGCGGCCCUGCGGUCAACAGUGGAGCGCUGCAUCGCCUCCUCAAAAGCCGGUUCCGCUGCCUGCAGCGCUAUCGGGCCCUCCAUUACGGCCCCAGGAAAGCAGGGACGAUUGUGGCAGCAUUUGCUUCACUGCCAAUCUCUGCUUGGAAGAGCCUGA
Rhipicephalus sanguineus (brown dog tick) is the source of this 507-nucleotide messenger RNA. Its product is annotated as putative nuclease HARBI1. Bases 94 to 507 code for a protein of 137 amino acids. The transcript is spliced from 2 exons. NCBI's taxonomy places the organism in Eukaryota, Metazoa, Arthropoda, Arachnida, Ixodida, Ixodidae. The record is from RefSeq and is a predicted model, not a curated record.